AUGUUCCCGUAUUCCCAUAGCACUAAAUUGAAAUGGAAGUUGGAAGUUUUUGCUCUUAUUGGAUUAAGGUUGAGCGCAGGUAAUCUCUGCGACAAAAGUGGUCAGACGAUAUUGCAAAGUUGGGCACUCUUUGACACUAGAGGUACACCAAGUAUGUGGUAGAUGGUCUCUGACUGUCGAACGCGGAGGUACCACCCGGCGGUUCUCGUAGGCGGAGCCAGAAUGUGUGCAUGUUGCAUGCACACGUGUUCCCUCGCCAGAGUCCGUGUG
This is a messenger RNA of Acanthoscelides obtectus, 270 nucleotides long. Lineage: Eukaryota; Metazoa; Arthropoda; Insecta; Coleoptera; Chrysomelidae. The record is from the annotation of a GenBank genome assembly.